Anas platyrhynchos (mallard) is the source of this 663-nucleotide messenger RNA. NCBI's taxonomy places the organism in Eukaryota, Metazoa, Chordata, Aves, Anseriformes, Anatidae. The record is from RefSeq and is a predicted model, not a curated record.
CUUUGUCCAGGAGGAUCAGAUGUCCAACAGCAGCUCCAUCACCGAGUUCCUCCUUCUGGCCUUCGCAGACACACGGGAGCUGCAGCUCCUGCACUUCGCGCUCUUCCUGGGCAUCUACCUGGCUGCCCUCCUGGGCAACGGCCUCAUCCUUACCGCCGUAGCUUGCGACCACCGCCUUCACACUCCAAUGUAUUUCUUCCUCCUCAACCUCGCCCUCCUCGACCUGGGCUGCAUCUCCACCACUGUCCCCAAAGCCAUGGCCAAUUCCCUUCAUGAUACUAGGGCCAUCUCCUAUGCAGGAUGUGCUGCACAGGUCUUUCUUUUUCCCUUUCUGAUAUCAGCAGAGUAUUUUAUUCUCACCAUCAUGUCCUACGAUCGCUAUGUUGCCAUCUGCAAGCCCCUGCACUACGGGACCCUCCUGGGCAGCAGAGCUUGUGCCCAGAUGGCAGCAGCUGCCUGGGGCAGUGGGGUUCUCUAUGCUCUGCUGCUCACUGCCAAUACAUUUUCACUGCCAUUGUGCAGAGGCAAUGCUGUGGACCAGUUUUUCUGUGAGAUCCCCCAGAUCCUGAAGAUGUCCUGCUCACGCUCCUACCUGAGGAGUUUUUGGGUGCUUGUGAUUGGUGUCUAGUUAACGUCCGUGUGCUUUGUUUUCAUUCUUUUUUC